GCCUAAAUUUUGUUGGCAGAAUUUAUCUCGAUUGUCCAUGCAAAGUGUAGAGUGAAGGAUAUUGUAACGGAUCAAAUAGGUGCACCUGAAGCAAUACCGCCCUUCGUUGUAAUUCUACAUGAUAGCUUAGGUUGUGGCCCCGAAGAUGUCGAUCUCGCGACAAGAUUUUGUCAAGUUAACAGGCCACAAGAACUUCACCCAGCGUCUUGUCCUUGCGACACUCACGGGUCGACCAGUACACAUAUCAAAGAUCCGACCGAAUUCGCCCACCAACCCUGGCCUUGCCCCGCAUGAGGUCUCGUUUCUUCGGCUUCUCGAAGCUGUCACCAAUGGCAGCUCUAUGCAAAUAUCCUAUACGGGAACGACCGUAACAUAUCAGCCUGGGCUCAUCACCGGCGCAGUAGCAGGCUAUGGCGCCGGCGACGGAGACAUAAUCGAACAUAAUAUCCCGGCUACGUGUACAAGGGGCGUCACAUAUUUCCUUUUGCCUCUGUGCUUAUUAGCACCCUUCUCUAAAGCCCAUAUGAAUGUGCGCUUCUCUGGACCGGGCGUGAUCACGGCCGCCACCGAAACAGGUGACUUAUCCAUCGACUCCUUCCGUACUGCGAUUCUCCCCCUAUACGACCUCUUCGGUAUACCGGCGGUUCGAAUUGAAUUACGAAUCUUGCAAAGGUCAUGCACAGGACAGCGAGGUACUGGUGGCGCGGGGAUAGUUGAACUCAGAUUUGCAAGCCAAGUCCGUUUACCCAAGACCCUACAUCUUCACCGGAAUCCCGGACGGAUAAAACGGAUACGAGGCGUCGCAUAUUCAACUGGAGUAUCUGCUUCGAAUAAUGCACGUAUGAUACACUCUGCGCGAGAAGUGCUAAAUGCCUUUUGCGCGGAUAUCCAUAUCGCCGCACAAUACGAUCAGGCGCCGCUGGUCGCCGAUCCUGGGGACAAGGCAGGAGGGAAGAAGAGAAUGGGCAUUGGAUUUGGUCUCAGCUUGGUCGCUGAAUCGAAUGUCACUGGUGUGCUGUUUUCGGCGGACACAGUGGUCCCAUCGAAAGGUGGCGUGGUCCCAGAAGAUAUAGGGAAAAGAUGUGCGUAUCAGCUCCUAGAUUCGAUCAACCAGGGUGGUUCUGUCAGUAGAGCGGCUGCACCAACACUGCUGACUUUGAUGGCAAUGGGAUCUGAGGAUAUCGGUCGCCUACGGAUAGGAAGGGAAAUAAUAGGCAGUGAAGAGAUAAUAGAGCUGGCGCGAGAUUUGAAAAAGUUUGGCGCUAGUAGUUGGGGCAUAAGAGAUGUCGAUGAGGAUGACACAGACGACAUUAUCAUCGGCGUUAAAGGUUCGGGUCUAGGAAAUGUGAGCAGAAAGGUCGCGUAGUUAACCAUACAAUAUCCUAUAAUUU
Messenger RNA from Xylaria bambusicola, 1391 nucleotides. Its product is annotated as RNA-3'-phosphate cyclase family protein. NCBI's taxonomy places the organism in Eukaryota, Fungi, Ascomycota, Sordariomycetes, Xylariales, Xylariaceae. The record is from RefSeq and is a predicted model, not a curated record. Gene Ontology annotation, molecular function: RNA endonuclease activity. Gene Ontology annotation, cellular component: nucleolus. Bases 146 to 1366 code for a protein of 406 amino acids. Gene Ontology annotation, biological process: ribosome biogenesis; endonucleolytic cleavage of tricistronic rRNA transcript (SSU-rRNA, 5.8S rRNA, LSU-rRNA). The transcript has a single exon.